CCCGCGCCAAUGGGGCCGGGCCGGGCGCGGGCGGUGCGGCCGAGGGAAGAUGGCGGAGGAGGAGAAGCUGCCCGCGGGUUGGGAGAAGCGCAUGAGCCGCAGCUCCGGCCGUGUUUAUUACUUCAACCAUAUCACAAAUGCCAGCCAGUGGGAACGGCCCAGCGGCAGCGGGAAGAACGGCCAAGGGGAGCCUAGCAAAGUGCGAUGUUCACAUCUCUUGGUGAAACACAACCAGUCCAGAAGACCCUCGUCGUGGAGGCAGGAAAAGAUCACGCGGACCAAAGAUGAGGCACUGGAGCUUAUAAAUGGCUACAUCCAGAAGAUAAAAUCGGGAGAAGAGGAUUUUGAAUCUCUCGCUUCCCAGUUUAGCGACUGCAGCUCGGCAAAAGCGGGCGGUGAUCUGGGCGCGUUUGGAAGAGGUCAGAUGCAGAAACCUUUUGAAGAUGCCUCAUUUGCGCUGAGGGCUGGCGAGAUGAGCGGACCAGUUUUCACAGAAUCAGGGAUCCACAUCAUCCUACGCACAGAGUGAAGUGCCUUGGUGACAUGUAGAAAGGAAAGGGCGAGGGGAAGAAAGGAAAAAAACAAAACAAAACAAAACACAAAAAAAACACACACACAAAAAAAAAAAAAAAAAAACAACAAAAAAAUAACAACCAAAACCUACUCCAACCCUGCACUCUCCCAAAUGAACUUCAUAUCCAGUUUAAAAAAAAAAAAAAGCUCAUUUCAUAUCUCAAUAUCUUCUGUGGCACCUGACACAAUGUUUUUCACCUGCAGAGAUGCAUGGUUAGCCAAGGGUGAGAACACAAUCAAAAUAAGACAGUAGCAUCUUUCAUAAGCAAAGAGAAUGUUAUAAACAACAUUUCUGGCAUGCCACAGCUGCUUGAGUUAUAUUGACAUGUCUCCUAAGCUGAGGAAUUGUCAAUGCUAAAGGUCACACUUCAGUGCUUCCCACAUCCACCCUGCUCGAGACGCAGAGUAUUUAUUGCAGCGCAGCACCGAUGAUGGCGACGCUGACUUGUGAACCCUGGUGCUAUGACAGAACGAACUCCCCCACCCUCUGCAUGUUUGUUUAAACGCAUUUUAACCGGAAUGAACGGCGUUGGCUCUGCAGUCCAGCCUGUUGGCUUGUAGAACUGAUUCACUAAAGCCAUUCAUAAAUUUGACCGUAAGAUAGCAGACGAGGAGCCAGCUUAGCCCAGGGCUCCCGGCCCGCGGUGCCCGGCCGUAGCUUCCCUUAACGCAGCUGUCUGUCUCGGCGAGGAUCGUCCCUCUGUCCUGUCACGCAGUGGCACCGGGAGCUCUCUCCGCUCCUGCCACUGCUUUGACUCUAAAACUUGAAGAUGCCUUUUGGUCCUGAAUGCAAACACGAGAGGCUAACGGCCAGUAGUUGCCACUGCAGGAAGAUCAGUAGCCAGCCUGAGCUGUGUAGCGGUACGUAGGAUGCUGUGUGCUUCCCAUUCCAGCCUGAGGUCACUCCAUUAUUUAGAGACGGCAGUGCCAUUCUGUAGGGCGGACUGUGUUGUGGAUUUUCAGUUUUAGCUAGAAGGCUGGUUUGGUUUUUUUUGUUUGUUUGGGGUUUUUUUGGGUUUUUUUGUUUUUUUUUUUUUUUUUCUCUCAAGCUCCUCUCGAUCCACUUGUGGUUUGAACACUGUAAGUCAUUGUUUUCCAGUUACACUGCAUUGCUUAUGUUUAGUGAAAUAAAAACGGAAAAAGAAAAAAAAAAAUCCCAGCUUUGGUCCAAUGCAAACCAGCUGUAUAGUUCCAGUUCUCUUAAGCAGAAAAUAAAGCCCUCUCCAAUUAAACAGUU
Molecule: messenger RNA, 1810 nt
Organism: Tyto alba (common barn owl)
Lineage: Eukaryota; Metazoa; Chordata; Aves; Strigiformes; Tytonidae
Gene: PIN1
Product: peptidylprolyl cis/trans isomerase, NIMA-interacting 1
Exons: 4
Coding region: 50-529 (159 amino acids)
Cellular component (GO): nucleus; cytosol
Molecular function (GO): peptidyl-prolyl cis-trans isomerase activity; protein binding
Source: RefSeq, a predicted model, not a curated record